GACCCGGAUUGGGAUCAAAUCUCACUGGGAGGCGGAGACACACACAUCAACAGAUUCCUACGUCUAUACUCUCAUAUGAUUGCUGAACCCUUGUUGGAAGAGACAUUACUCUGGCAAAAUGAGUUUUUUUGGGUUCGGCCAAAGUGCCGACAUCGAGAUCCAGCUGGAUGGAUCAGACACAAGGAAGAUGGCAGAGAUGAAAACAGAAGAUGGAAAGAAGGAGCGCUAUUAUCUAUACUAUGAUGGAGAGAGUGUCUCAGGAAAGGUGAAUGUCUCUCUCAAGAAGCCAGGUAGUCGCUUGGAACACCAGGGGAUCAAAAUUGAGUUUGUUGGCCAGAUUGAGCUGUACUACGACCGAGGCAACCACCAUGAAUUCACAUCACUGGUGAAGGAACUGGCCAGACCUGGGGAACUCACACAGAACGGCUCUUUUGAGUUUGAGUUCAACCAGGUGGAAAAGCCAUAUGAGUCAUACUCUGGCACUAAUGUCAGACUCAGGUACUUUCUCAGAGUAACAAUUGUGAGGAGGUUAUCUGACAUUGUUCGAGAAAUGGACCUGUUGGUGCAUACUCUCUCCUCAUACCCAGAAAUGAACAACUCUAUCAAGAUGGAAGUUGGCAUUGAAGACUGUCUCCACAUAGAAUUUGAGUAUAAUAAAUCAAAGUACCACUUGAAAGAUGUUAUUGUAGGCAAAAUAUACUUCCUCUUGGUUCGUAUCAAGAUCAAGCACAUGGAAAUUGCCAUCAUCAAGAGAGAGACCACUGGAUCAGGACCAAAUACUUUCAAUGAGAAUGAAACAAUUGCCAAAUAUGAGAUCAUGGACGGAGCACCAGUCCGAGGCGAAUCCAUACCCAUCCGGGUUUUCCUAGCUGGCUAUGAUCUCACUCCAACCAUGCGGGACAUCAACAAGAAGUUCUCUGUCAGAUACUACCUCAACCUUGUCCUUGUGGAUGAGGAGGAACGGCGAUAUUUCAAACAACAG
Molecule: messenger RNA, 982 nt
Organism: Penaeus monodon (black tiger shrimp)
Lineage: Eukaryota; Metazoa; Arthropoda; Malacostraca; Decapoda; Penaeidae
Gene: Vps26
Product: vacuolar protein sorting-associated protein 26B-like
Biological process (GO): intracellular protein transport; retrograde transport, endosome to Golgi
Cellular component (GO): endosome; retromer complex
Source: RefSeq, a predicted model, not a curated record